Gracilinanus agilis (Agile Gracile Mouse Opossum) is the source of this 418-nucleotide messenger RNA. Its product is annotated as red-sensitive opsin-like. Gene Ontology annotation, cellular component: photoreceptor outer segment; membrane. Gene Ontology annotation, biological process: G protein-coupled receptor signaling pathway; phototransduction; visual perception. The transcript has 2 exons. The record is from RefSeq and is a predicted model, not a curated record. Gene Ontology annotation, molecular function: G protein-coupled receptor activity. Lineage: Eukaryota; Metazoa; Chordata; Mammalia; Didelphimorphia; Didelphidae. The annotation marks the transcript as partial.
AUGACACAGGCAUGGGACCCUGCAGGGUUCUUGGCUCGGCGGAGGGACGAGAAUGAGGACGACAAUGAUGACACUACUCGGGCAAGCCUUUUUGUUUACACCAACAGCAACAAUACUAGGGGCCCGUUUGAAGGUCCCAACUAUCACAUCGCCCCACGUUGGGUGUACAACCUCACCAGCCUCUGGAUGGUCUUUGUGGUCAUUGCAUCCAUCUUCACCAACGGGCUGGUGCUGGUGGCAACCAUGAAGUUCAAGAAACUGCGUCAUCCCCUGAACUGGAUCCUGGUGAACCUGGCCGUGGCUGACCUGGGGGAGACGGUCAUUGCUAGCACAAUCAGCGUCAUCAACCAGAUUUAUGGUUACUUCAUCCUGGGCCACCCGCUAUGUGUCCUAGAGGGCUACACCGUCUCUCUGUGUG